CCCCACCAAGUAUAUCCACAACAUCGGUUACGCCAACCUUGUUCGGUCUCUUAUAUUAUUCAAUCACUCGUCAACGAUGCUUCCACAAUGAUCUGCAAACAUCAACUCACUUCUUUUUCUAUCUGAAGCAUCGAAAUCUCACGCUACGUGGAGCCGCCGUAUGAAUAUCUUGGUCCAAAUCCUCACCACGCUAUAGCCCCGUUCAAUUUGGUAUAAUACUAGGUACCAAUCUAGAAUAUAAUAAGCAUCAAACAAUCUAGAAGGGUAACAGCUAUCAAGUCUACAUUCACUUCUUCUGGCUAACAUUUUUCAUGAAGACCCUUCAAAUCACUUCAUCUCUUCAACCAAUUACAAACGUUAUUCUAAGCAGCCGAGCUGUUUGAACAUUUACUUUAGCAUCAAUCGGCUCUGGAAGCUUAAUAUCACGCUAUCACGCAUCACGCACUGUUUAUUCAGGUUUAUACUUUUUCCAAAUAUCAACAAUGGCGUACGAUCACCCGGUCCAAAACAGUGAGGUCUACCUUCUCAAUUCGGCACCUCAUGCCUGCCUUCCUGCUUCGGCUCCACCAUCACCACCAACUCCUAGUACAUCAUGCGACGAACUUCCACCCCCACUGGACGACCUCAUGUCAUUGACUCCUCCAAAGAUAGAAAAGGGAUGCCCGCCCUUUAAUCAACGCUUGACAAGAGCAGUUCAUGUUCUUAGCACAGAAGCAACAUCUCUCUCAUCCUUAACUAUGCUGUAUGACACUGAUCCAGUCGCAAGAGAUGGAUUCAGCCAUGCUGUAGAAGCUAUCAAAAAAUCCAUUGGGGAGAGGGGAAAGCUUGUUAUUUGUGGUGUAGGAAAGAGCGGACACAUCGCCCAGAAACUUGUUGCGACAAUGCGCAGUCUCAAAAUACCCGCAAUUUUUAUUCACGCAACAGAAGCUGUGCACGGGGAUGUUGGAGCUAUCGGAAAAUACGACACAAUUCUCUUGAUAACUUUCUCUGGUAAAACCAAAGAAUUACUUGACUUACUUCCUCAUCUCGAUCCGUCACUUCCAAUGAUCGUUUUGACUGGCCAUAGACAUCGAUCAAGUUGCGAAAUUAUUAACCUUCGACCAAAGACGAUUCUAUUACCCGCGCCGAUUCAUGAAUCAGAAACGUUAUCAUUUGGUUGUUCAGCUCCAACGACAUCUACCACAAUGGCUAUUGCCGUAGGAGAUGCUCUUGCUUUAGCUACCGCUCGAGAACUUCAUUCAGACAUCGCCGCCGUCUUUUCCAAAAAUCAUCCCGGUGGUGCCAUUGGUGCUGCAUUCAAGGCAACUCAAACUGUUUCUGAUAUCGCGGUCUGUCUGGCCGAUAUGCCAGACCUUGGUAAUGGGCCAAACACAGGAGCUGAUGUCCUCAUUAAAGCUUAUGGGUCAGAAUCUGGUUGGGUCAGAUGUGGAACAGACACCGUCAUACCACCAAGUUGCAUCAAACAGCUUGGAAAAUCUGACAUGAAUUUGCCAGCGACUUCUAUUAAUGGUUUAAUGAUAUCCAAAAAGAAUUGGGUCACCAUUCCAGCCGAUACUGAAGUUUCGGCAGCAAAGGAAUUAUAUGGCAAUUUUAGUUCAGAGACUGGUUUCACACAUUCCGACGAUACCAUUCUGGCAAUUAUGGAUGAUCUUGAACUGAUAGGAGUUUUGCACAUUGGUGACCUAGUCUGAAAAGAGGGCUCAGUUUUAUGAUAUGUGGCGUUUUCAAAAGGGAUGGAGGAUACAAUGAUUUUUAUGUUUGGAAGGCCCAAGCGCUUUUUGGAAUGGGCAUCCAAUUUGUAUAUCGAUUGUAUGUGUUUGCUCUGGGGUACAUAGAUAUUCUUCUGUUGGUUUUCAUCGCAUGAUGAUGAUGAUACUAUGUUGAGGCUUGAUUGGUAACCUGGCAAUGGUUUAUGGUUUGGGACGGACGGAUGGAGUGAUGGAUGGAUGGAUGGAUGAAUUAUGAUUAGCAUAGGUUGGAUGCAUGUAUGCAUGUAUGCAUGGAUAAGGGUUUGGAUUCUCCUGUCUGAAUAGGGAGGAAUCAUUUGGAUAUGAUACCACAGCGAUCAAUACUACCUAUCACCUCCCUCAUCUAUCUUCUCGUCUGGUCUGCCUGCUAUGGUGAAUGACAUCGGGAUCAUGAUCGGAACGAAGUCUGUACUGCAUAUCAUAUCGUUUGUCCACUGCUAUACCGGUAGUAACCGUACAUCAAGCGACCUCGACCUCACAAUCUCGAACCCGAAGUGACAGUCUAAUAACUUUGUGACCCUGAAUUAGAGUUUUAGAGUUCAUUAGUAGGUAGGUACCUAACAUAUACCAUACCAUGCCAUGAUAUACAUAGA
Messenger RNA from Sclerotinia trifoliorum, 2341 nucleotides. The record is from the annotation of a GenBank genome assembly. NCBI's taxonomy places the organism in Eukaryota, Fungi, Ascomycota, Leotiomycetes, Helotiales, Sclerotiniaceae.